Cotesia glomerata is the source of this 2243-nucleotide messenger RNA. RefSeq lists its product as uncharacterized. The record is from RefSeq and is a predicted model, not a curated record. The coding region runs from base 726 to 1799 and encodes 357 amino acids. The transcript has 2 exons. Lineage: Eukaryota; Metazoa; Arthropoda; Insecta; Hymenoptera; Braconidae.
GUCGAUGGUUCAUUUUUUUACAUUGACCAUCGAUGUUUCGAUUUAAAAAAAAAUCGAUGUUUCCCCGAAAAAACAUCGAUAGUCGAAACAUCGAUGUAUAUCGCCCAUCCUAUAGUCUGGUAAGAAUCAAGUUUUACUUUUUAAAUAUAUCGUAUAUAAUAACUGCAGCUUUAUUAUAACACAAAUAGUUGAUAUGAGCAAUAAAAAAAAUUGUUUUAAAGAAAAAAAAUACGCUCAAAAAUAUUCGGAGUAAUAUGGGAACAAGACGAAAACUUAAAAGAUUGGAUAGCUCCUGAUCUAGUGACUGGUAACUGUCAAAAAGCUUAUUGUAAAUACCCUGUUGAAAAGCUUCAAUAAGAUACCAUCAAAAGCGACAAAAGCCACUUAGAAACCAAUAAAAUUUAUGGGUUUCUAAGUGGCUUUUGUCGCUUUUGAUGGGAUCCUAUUGGAAAUUUUAAGCAGGGUAUUGCCGUACUAUUUUAGUAGCACAUAAAAAAGAUUUAGGCAAGCAUGCGAUAUCAAUUAAAAAUAAAAAUGCUGUUGAUAAAGAUAAACAAGCAAAAUUAUGUCGUCCAAUAAACGUGAUAAAACCUCCUAACAAUAAAGUUAAAGUUGCUGAACUUCAACUAGCCGCAUUUAUAGCAGAACAUACAUCAAUUAUCACAGUUGAUCACUUGACAGAAUUGUUGAAAAAAAUUGAACCGGAUUCAGAUGUUUUUAGUAAGAUGAAAUUGCAUCGAACCAAGUGUGCAGCACUUAUAAAAAAUAUUUUAGGGCCGUGUAUGCUUGAAGACUUAGUGAAUGAUAUGAAGGAAUCUCCCUACUCACAUAUUAUUGAUGAAAGCACUGAUAAAUCGACUGAAAAAAUUCUAUGCAUAAUGGUACGAUAUUUUUCUUUUAAAAAGAAAAAAUUACUGACUACAUUUUAUCGUAUUGUAAAAAUAGUUGACACAACUGCUAAUGGUAUGCAUUCGGCUUUGAAAUUACAAUUAGAAGCUGAUGGACUUUCUUUAAAAAAUUUAGUCGGUAUUGGAGUUGAUGGUGCAAAUGUGAUGGUCGGUGUGAACCAUUCUGUUUCAUCGCUUUUGAAACAAGAAGUACCUGAUAUUGUAAUUAUCAAAUGUAUCUGUCACUCUCUCCAUUUGUGCGCUGAAAAAGCUGCAGAAACAUUACCUCGCCAACUAGAAUAUCUUGUCAGAGAAGCUCACAAUUGGUUUUCCAAUAGUCCAAAGCGUAAGGAUGAAUAUAAAAAACUUUAUAAAGUCAUGAAUGGUGAUGAAGCUAAAAAGGAUCCGAAAAAAAUUGCUGGUCUGAGUGGGACUCGGUGGUUGGCUAGAUACUCUGCAAUUAAUACUAUUUUAGAGCAAUGGGAAGAGUUAAAACUACUAUUUGAAUUAGCUAAAAAUAAUGACAAAUGUUUACAAGCACAGUACUUAUAUGAUAUUAUGGUUUGUCCAGCGUAUAAAUUAUUUAUGAUUUUUUUGUAUUCAAAUUUAGAAUUAUUAACUAAUUUAAAUAAGCUAUUUCAAAGUAGUAACGUUGAAAUAUUUAAACUGCUAGAAGACUUAUUUUUGUUAUAUAAGAGUAUUCUGCAGAAAAUUGUGGUUCCAUCUCAACUGCCGAAAAUUAAGGACGACGAUCUAGUUAAUUUUAAAUUUCAAGACUAUCUAAUGCAUACAUCAUCAGUUUUUUUUGGAUACAACUUUGAUCAAGCAGCUAAAUCAGUGCCAUCAAAUGAAAUAUCUAAUAUUCGAGCUCGGUGUAAAGAUUUUUUAGUGAAACUAUGUACUGAAAUUUAGGAACGAUUGCCUAUGAAUAUUUCUAUAUUGAAAUCAAUGAAUAUCUUGACACCGACUUACGCUACAUCACAGAGAAAACCUAAUUUAUCCAAAUUGUUGGAACAAUUCACUAGGGAAUCAUUGUAUGGAUCAAAAGAUAAUAUUAUCAAAGAAUGGAACAUGUUAUCUCAUAAAUAGUGGGAUAAUACGAAUGAAACAGUAUCAUUUUGGUCAGAAGUUUUCAUUAAAACGAGAUUACGAACAGUGCACUUUAUUUGUGCCCACGAAGGAAAUACUGAGCAGAUUUACGGUACACAUGUAUGAUUUUAAAAACGACACUGAAAAAGUAAGUGAUGUAGAGUUUCAAGAACUGCUGAAUAUAACGAAUGCAAUAUAGUUCAUUUAUAUAUGUGAUUUUAUAUAAUAAAGAAAUUUUUAUUUAUUAAUUUGUUAUUAACAAUACAC